AUCACAAUCAUUUGAGAAAGAAAGAAAAAAAAAGUUCUUCGGCGCCUAGUCUAAUCGCCUGGCACGAUGGCUUGCGAAUUUUCUAAGCAGCCCAAACGAUGGCCGAUCCACGCGGCUUCAAGCCAAUAAAUCAGUUGUGGCAGAGCGUGGCAGUACCAACGGAUCCGGAUUCGGAAUACUUAUACGAGGAGAUUUCGGGCCUUUCGGGGUCCCAGGAUAACGAGACAGGGCCGGUGGGGGCCGCUGUCGUUGGGGAGGAGGAAGAGGAGGAAGAGGAAGAAGAGGAGGAGGAAGAAGAGGAAGAAGAAGAGGAAAAAGAAGAGGACGAGGAGGAGGACGAGGAGGAGGAGGACGAGGAACAAGAAGAAGAGGAAGAAGAAAGUAGAAGAAGACAAGAAGAAUUAAUAAAUAUCAGUAGAAUAAACAGAGGUUGGUGGAGAUAUCACGAUACAAAAGAGAGUAUUUGUACAAGCAAUCCAACAACAACAACCACCACCAUAACAACAAGCACCACCAUAGGCGACCAUUUGAAGUCGCGUAGCAGCAGUAGCAGCAGCAAAUCGGCCGACAAUCGGCGGCCAUCUUCAAUUAUUUCAAACGAAAGGAAAAAUAUCAAUAGCAGGGUGGAGGAGGUGCAGCAUGCCGCGCGCAGGAGUUACGUGGAGUCCGGUACAGGAGGAUCGGUACCGCCACCACCUCCUGUUGCAACCGGUCUCAAGCUGACCUCGAGGGGACGCACUAACAGCAACACAGUUGCUCAUUACAUUAGAUCGGCCAGUACCAAUACCGGUCAACAUUAUCACCACCAUCAUCACGGCUUGCACAGCCAAUAUCCGGUCGGAAGUGGUGGGACCACUAUCAGGCCGAACGUCAGGCAUCAUCAUCAGCAUAGAAGAUUUGUCAGUAAUGAGACGCAGGAAGAGAUACAGGAGGACGAUGAAGCUACUCUACGGGAGUUGCUUGUAAGUCUGCAGAAACAGGUCAGCGUUAUGAGUAUGAACCUGAGUGCCAAGUUGGACGAGCUGCAGCGGGGUGACCGCCAGCUGGAGACUACUGUCGCCCUAUGUGAGAUUCGUACACAACUUCAGGAACUAACCAAAAGUGUUGAGUCUUGCCAGAGCGAGGUCAGCGAGGUUAAAAGGGAUAUGGUCGCGAUUAAGCACGAGCUAGACACCGUGCAGCAAGUAAAGGAGGAGAUUGAGGAAUUACGAGAAUAUGUAGAUCGCCUGGAAGAACAUUCACAUCGACGAAAACUCAGACUGUUGGAACAGGUGACCCUUCAUAUCGAGUUUUUUGGUUACGUACAGGAAAUGAUCGACUGGAUGUCCUAUCUGUCAGUUGUGUCUACGCUUAGCUUCGUGGUAUUCUUUGCUGUUGGACCUGGAUCCAUUCCUUGGAUGAUUACAGCAGAGUUGUUUUCGCAAGGCCCUAGACCUGCCGCUAUGUCCAUUGCAGUUCUUGUCAAUUGGAUGGCUAAUUUUUUGGUUGGCAUUGGUUUUCCAAGCAUGAAGUCUAGCCUUGAAAACUACACGUUCCUACCGUUCAGUGCAUUCCUAGCCAUCUUCUGGAUCUUCACUUACAAGAAGGUUCCCGAGACCAAAAAUAAAACCUUUGAAGAAAUUCUAGCAUUAUUCAGACAUGGUAAUGACAGGAGCAGCUUACGAGAUAGCAGACUUUACGGGAGCAUGCUAAACUGUGUGAAUGCAUUAGAGGGACACAUACCGCCAGCUGAGAGUGCAGCCCUGAUGGUGGCCGAAGAGAAGCCACAUCCAGAUUCAUUUGUGUUUGCAGCUGGAUCCGAGCGAUCUUCCGUCGCUCCCGCUCAACCGGAGAGGCCACCGCCCCCGCUUCCCCCGCCACGCUUUCCGAGCAGCGGUGUCUGACAAUGGGGAACAACUCCUCUUAAUAUUGGUAAUCUGGUGAUAAUGAACACUCCUAUUCCACUACCUUCGUUGCUACUAACUACGAACAGUUACAACCUGGAGAGUCAACUUUACGAGAUGAUUACAGAAAGUAGCAAAGCAUGUGCUGUCUAUUUGAGGAACAGUUUAUUUCGUGCUUUCAAUGCUACCACCAAUCACGGAUGGAAUUACGUACGCGAUUAAAACGAUUAUUAUAUAUACGACGAACAUCUUCUUGAACGAGGGGAAAAAACAGUAAAACGAAAACAAAUCAAUUAAAUAUUAUAACCGAAGGUGGACGAUUCAUGAAAGAAAAUCUUCUUUGUUUUUUUAUUUCUUUUGUUUUCGUAAAUUAUCAGCGAAUCGAAAGGUAUCUAUUACCCCCACCACCACCACCACCACUAACCCGGCAUCAACAUCGCAACUACCGAUGACAACAGUACGCGGGAAUCAUCAAAGAAAAUGAAAAUUUAGUAAUACCACGCGAAAUUAGUGAUUUGUGCCUAAGAAGCGAUAUAUUCGAGAAGAAAAUAAUUAAUGUUAUAAUUGUUUAUUAAUAUUUACGCGAGCGAGGGUUGUUAUUAGAAAAAGACGCUUUACGAUUAAUGAAAACGUAACACAACCAAAAAUAUACCCCUCUUUUUUUAUUUUAUUUUUUUUAUCUUACCACAAUUCUUACCUGUCUAUCAUCCCCUCCCCCUAUCUUCUCACGAUCGUUCAUCGUUUUAGAAAUAAACGCAUACCUCAUGACAGAUUGAUUCACUUUUGUAUGAUUAAUUGUGACAGGAUUUUUGACACAAUUGUAUUUAACUUUUUUCUAAUAUAUUAUCAUCAUUAUCUUCUUCUCAUUCGUCAAUUUUAACGUUGUAUUUAACGGUUAUAAAAAACAAUAUGUCGAUCUAACUAAUACGAGAGAAAAUAUAAUUCCUUCGAAAGAUUUAUACAUCGUUCCUGAAUAUACACACAACACAUACACGUUCGCAUAUAUUUGCGCAAUAAAUAUAUCGAUUAUUAUUAUUAUUAUUAUUAUUAUUAUUAUUAUUAUUAUUAUUAUUGAGAUUGAAAAAUUACGAUCUACCGUGCAACGAAAGCAAUUUUAAACGAACUACUAACAAUAAAAAUUAACGAAACAAAUGAAGUUGUC
Messenger RNA from Polistes dominula (European paper wasp), 3045 nucleotides. It is a transcript of the gene Glut1, whose product is annotated as Glucose transporter 1. Lineage: Eukaryota; Metazoa; Arthropoda; Insecta; Hymenoptera; Vespidae. Gene Ontology annotation, cellular component: membrane. The record is from RefSeq and is a predicted model, not a curated record. Gene Ontology annotation, molecular function: hexose transmembrane transporter activity. Gene Ontology annotation, biological process: monosaccharide transmembrane transport.